Vicia villosa (hairy vetch) is the source of this 8363-nucleotide messenger RNA. RefSeq names its product U3 small nucleolar RNA-associated protein 20-like. The record is from RefSeq and is a predicted model, not a curated record. The transcript has 31 exons. Gene Ontology annotation, cellular component: 90S preribosome; small-subunit processome; nucleolus. Bases 10 to 8115 code for a protein of 2701 amino acids. Lineage: Eukaryota; Viridiplantae; Streptophyta; Magnoliopsida; Fabales; Fabaceae.
UAGCAAGGAAUGGAAUUUUAUAAACCGAAAGAAACACACCCUCACUCUCUUCUCUACUCUACUCUACUCUCUACUAGGAUUCGUCUUCAACCGAACAUGGCGACGCCCUCACACGCUCGAGCUGUCAAAUCUCUCAACCAAUCCCCUCACACUCACAAUCGUUUUCUCUUUCGCUCAUUCUCUGAGAGAAUACAUGAUAUUCAAAUCGAUGUGUAUACAAAUCUUCAACCGAUCAAAGCUCAGCCUAUGGAAGGUUCUUUUUUCAGAGACAGCCUAAUAUAUUGGAGGGAAUUGAAUACUGCACACGAUUUUAUCUCAUUGUAUGAUGAACUCAUGCCUUGUACACAAACACAUUACCUCGUGCUCUUGCAGAAGGAAUUAUUAAUCUCAAACCUACUCUCUAGGUUGCACAUCAAAGCAAGGCUGUCCCUUGAACCGCUUCUCAUGUUAAUUGCAGAAUUAUCUAGAGAUCUUCUAGAGGAGUUUAUUCCGCUAUUUCCAAGAAUUGUUGAUUCUUUAGUAUCUCUGUUAGAAAGUGGAGCUGAUAGGGAGCCAGAUAUAAUCGAGCAGAUCUUCACGUCAUGGUCAUAUGUUAUGAUGUAUCUGAAGAAAUAUCUAGAACACAACCCAUUACAAGUGCUUAAGGCCACACCAAAAUUGAGGUAUUAUCCAAAGGAAUAUGUUCAACAAUUCAUGGCAGAGGCUGUGUCAUUUGUUUUGAGAAUGGCCCCAUAUGAGCAACUCAAAAUAGGAAUUAGAAGCCUCAUUGCUGAGGCUGUGAAGGAGCCGUCACAAUGCCGAAAGUCUGGUGUUGAAUUAUUGCUUUAUAAUAUCAUGAAAGGUUACUCAUCAAGGCUCCAUUCGAAAGCAGAGCGAGUGUUACAGUUAUUGACAAGCGAAACAAUUUAUACCAUUGCUGAUAGAGCCGACCAAGAGUCAAAAACCAUUUUGAACAUCAUAAAAGCCGUGUUUGAGAAAUUAUGCGAGACAGUAGAGCCCAAAGAUUUGAAUUUGGUAUGGAGUUGCUUAUAUAAGGAAGUGCAUGACUGUGUUAGUACUGGAAACAUCAGGCAUUUAAGACGCAUUUUAUCGCUGCUUGUCUCAGCUGUAGAGGUGCAAAAAGGGCAAACGGUGUCUGAUUAUAAGCCUAUGCUUGAACUCGUCCUCUUGCUUGUGCGCUCAUAUAUCACACCUUUUGGUGUUGCCAAGUCACAAGAAGAUACAUGCUUAGUUGUUGAUGAAGUUUUGAUAUUAAUGUUGGCUACUCUCGACGGACUCUGUAGUUACAGCAAAUCAAUGAUAUCUGAGUGUGCUUCUCAGUGGGCUCCAAUUUUUAAAUCACGAAGCUCGAGUUUGCUACAUUUCAUUGAAAAACUGCUAGAGAAGGAUUUCUGUUUACUUGCUUUCAAAAGUAAUGUUAUAAGUGCAAUAAAUGAGUUAAUGGAGGUUUCUGAGGAGGAAGUCAUACACCUAUUGCAGUCCUUCUGUGAGAAAAUACAAUUGGAUAUACGAGACUCGGAUUUUGUAGACGGAGAAAGUGCAGAAGCAUUAGUUAGGAUAUGCAAUCAUUUGCAAGGGACUAUCCGUUCUUGGAUUGAAAAAAUAAAUGAUAUUGCACUUUCUGAUGUUUCUUGUGAAAUUGAUGAAAGAAAGGUGGCACUGCUGUGGGGAGUUGUGAACUGCUAUUCUCAUAUGUCUAUUGUUGAUGCCGUUCCAUCUUUGUUGGUGCAUCUUAUGGAUGCGAUAGAUCAGCUUCUAGCCGUUAAUGCUGUCCGUAUUGCAGACACGUCUAAAAAAUCAUGGGAAAGUAUUAUAGCUAUUUCACUAAGUUCUUACAAGAGAUUAUGCAAUGCUAGUAACCUCAGAGCUGAUGAAAUCAAAAAGUUCUUAUUUUUUGCAAAACGAUACAAGUCAUCUAAACAUGUGUUGUCGGCUGUUGCUGGUUAUUUGGAAAGCAAGUAUGGUUCUUCUUUGGAAGACAUUGGGUGUAGAAUGUACCAUCCAGAACUUGAAGAAAUGACUGCAGAGGAAGUGCCAUCAUUUGGUGAUAAUUUGUGCCACUCAGACAAGGAGGUUCGCAUUUCAACUCUUAAAAUACUCUGUCACUACAAGUCUUUAGGUGAGGAAAAUUCUUCAAUGGAUCAGUCAGCUGCGAAAAAAGGGAAAAUCAAAGCUUUGAUGGAUCAGUCAGCUGUGAAGAAAAGGAAAAUCGAAGCUUCCCCAACUUCCUUUGUUGAUAACACUGGAAAUAAUCCUCUCCCGGUUCUACUGUCUAUUGAAACAACUCCAGUUUCAUCUUCUACAAGCCGAAGUAUCACACUGUUGAUUUCUAAGAUACAGAUGGACCUAUCUGCUGGAAGGAUUACAAAUGUUUAUGCACCUCUUGUUUUGAGAGGGUUAUUUGGCAUCUUGAAUAUCCAAUUAAGUGAUAUCUGGAAUCCUGUAUUAGAGUGCCUUUCGGUCUUGGUUAGCCUGCAUUUUUCACUUGUGUCGGAUGCCUUUGUCGAUUAUCUGGAAAGAUGUCUAGCAAUUAGGGAAACCUCUAACAAUGCCAAUGGUGUUGCUGGUUUACUACUGCAAGCUUUACAAAAAAUUCCAACUGUUGUUGAAUCUGGCUCUCGGCAAUUCAUUCCUCUUUUUUUGAAGUUCUUAGGAUACAACACUCUUGAUCUUGCAAGUGUGGGAUUGAUUGAUUCUCUUGCUUGUAACGGAAAGGAGUGGAAGCUGAUCUUGAAGGAAUGGCUAAACUUGUUGAAACUUAUGAAAAAUCCCAAGUCAAUAUACUUGAGCAAAUUUAUUAAGGAGGUUCUGCAGAAUAGGCUUAUUGAAGAAAACGAUCCUGAAAUACAGUUUAGAGUUCUGGAUUGCCUAUUAAUCUGGAAAGAUGAUUGCUUUUCACCAUAUACCGAGCAUCUGAGAAACUUGAUUAGUUCCAAAACUAUAAGGGAGGAACUAACUACAUGGAGUUUAUCCAAGGAAUCUAAAAUGAUUGAAGAAUGUCAUCGAGCUUAUCUUGUGCCCUUGGUUAUCCGUCUUUUGGUGCCAAAAGUAAGAAAGUUGAAAGGACUUUCAUCUCGAAAGAAUGCAAGUAUUUGUCAUCGCAAAGCUGUUCUGAGUUUCAUAGCUAAACUUGAUAUCACUGAGCUGCCUCAUUUCUUUGCAUUACUGAUAAAGCCGUUGCAAAUAGUAGAGAAAACUGACGGGGCAGCUAACUUGUUUUGGACUUUACCUAUAGAUUGCACUAAUGAAUUUCAAGCGUGUUCAUUGUUAGAGUAUUUUACUUUGGACAAUAUUGCAACCUUAUCCUGGAAUAAGAAAUAUGGCUUCUUGCGUGUCAUAGAAGAUGUUGUGGGAGUUUUUGAUGAAUUGCAUAUUAGACCUUUUCUUGAUUUGCUGGUGGGGUGUGUUGUUCGAGUGUUGGAGAGUUGCACAUCAAGUCUUGAAAAUAUAAAACUGAAUGGUCUUUCUUCAUACAAACACAAAUCUAGCUCCAGCUCAAACUCCUCUGAUGAGGAAAGUGUGGCAGAAAAUCAAACAUUGAUUGGCAAUUCUUUAAAUCAGCUCAAAGAUAUGAGAUCUCAGUGCCUGAAAAUUGUUUCCUUUGUUGUCAAUAAAUAUAAGGAUCAUGAAUUUGAUACUGACAUGUGGGACAGAUUCUUUUCCUCUGUUAAACCCCUGGUUGAUAAAUUCAAACAGGAGGCUGCCAGUAGUAAGAAACCAAGUUCACUGCUAUCUUGCUUUCUAGCCAUGAGUGCAAACCAUAAACGGGUAGCAAUAUUAUGCCGGGAACAAAGUCUCAUACCUGAUAUAUUUUCCAUUAUUUCCGUAAAUUCAGCUACUAAAGCUAUUGUAUACUGCGUUCUAAAGUUUGUCGAGAACUUGUUAAGCCUUGACAAUCAGUUGGAUUAUGAAGACAGUUCUGCCCAUAGAGUUUUACUUUCAAAUAUUGAAGUACUUAUGGACAGCAUUUGUUGUUUAUUUGAAAGUGAUAGUGCAUCCACGAGAAAAUUAAUCAAAUCUCCUAGGGAGACAUUGAUAAGAAUUUUCAAAUUUUUACCCAAGUACAUCAAGGAGCAAGAUAUGGCCAAGCGGUUUGUGGAAAUACUGCUUCCGUUUUUGGAAAUGAAAACACAAAGUUCUGAUGUUCGUAUUGAAGUCUUGCAAGUCAUUCAAAACAUCAUACCCAUAUUAGGAAAUGGAAGCACCACUAAAAUUUUGAGUGCUGUUUCUCCUUUAUAUAUUUCGACUGAGUCAGAUAUGCGUUUGAGGAUAUGUGAUCUUCUUGAUGUCCUUGUUGCAUCUGAUGCAUCUGUACUCUUGGUGGCUAAACUUCUUCGUCAGCUGAAUUCAACGUCUAGUUUGGGUUGGCUUGAUCAUGAUGUUAUUUUGGAUGCCUACAAAAACAUCAAUACCGAUUUCUUUAGUAAUGUUGAAGUGGAAUAUGCAUCACUUAUUUUAUCGCACUGUGUGCUUGACAUGUCCUCAGAAGAAACAACUUUUGUUUAUAAUGCUCAGAGUUCAUUGCUAUCUUUUAUUGAUUUUUCGGCACUCAUCCUUUUGCAAGAGGUAAGCAGUGAACCGGAGUUGUCUGUAAUGCCAAACACUCAUAGUUGUUGGACAAAAUCUUGCAUCCAGCGCACUACAAAGAAAUUUCUGUUGAAGCAUGUGGCAGAUGCCAUGGAUGGACCGCUUUCUGUUAGAAAGGGAUGGAUGAAGUUGUUAAGUCAAAUGGCUUUGAAGCUUCCAGAUGUGUCGAACCUUAAAUCACUCUCAGUUCUGUGCAAUGAGGACAGUAAAGCAAAUUUUUUUGACAAUAUAACCGAUUCAGUGAUCCAGAAGAGAGUGAAGGCAUUGUUGCUGUUUAGAAAUGUUAUCAGUACACACAAAUUAUCAGAGUUUAUCACCGAAAAAGUUUUCAUGCGACUCUUCUUCAACAUGUUGUUUGAUGAGAAAGAAGGAAAGGCUGACCAUAUGAAAACUGCAUGCAUAGAGACCAUUGCUUCUGUAGCUGGUCAGAUGGGAUGGAAGUCAUACUAUGCAUUAUUGAACAAAUGUUUUCAGGGAGCAUCCAGGAGUUCAGACAAACAUAAACUCUUUAUACGCCUCAUCUGUUCUAUUUUGGAUAAACUUCACUUUUCAGAACUUCCUCACACUGAAGAACCUAAGAAAUCAUUGGUUGGUGCUUCUGAUAUGGACACAGAUAUACAGACAUGCCUCUAUAAAGUUGUGCUUCCUAAGAUACAAAAGCUGAUGGAUUCUGAUUCAGAAAAGGUCAAUGUAAAUAUCAGUCUUGCUGCAUUGAAACUACUUAAGUUACUUCCAGGUGAUGUGAUGGACACAUAUCUUCCAACUAUCCUUCAUCGAAUUUCAAACUUCUUAAAGAGUCGUCUAGAAAGCAUUCGUGAUGAAGCCAGGUCUGCAUUGGUUACUUGUUUGAAAGAACUUGGAUUGGAAUACUUGCCGGUCAUUGUAAAGGUUUUGCGAUCUACCUUAAAGCGAGGAUAUGAACUUCAUGUCCUAGGAUACACACUGAAUUUUAUUUUGUCAAAGUGUCUUUCAAAUGCAGUUAGUGGAAAGAUAGAUGACUGUUUGGAGGAUCUCCUUUCUAUCAUAGAGAAUGACAUUUUUGGAGCUGUUGCGGAACAGAAGGAGGUGGAAAAGAUAGCUUCAAAAAUGAAAGAAACAAAGAGGAAAAAGUCUUUUGAGAGCUUGAAAUUGGUGGCCCAAAAUAUAACAUUCAAAAACUAUGCGCUAAAGCCCUGCCAAAACAAAAAACAAAAAAACUAUGCGCUAAAGCUGCUUGCACCAGUGACUGCUCAUUUGAAGAAACAUGUCACGCAAAAUGUAAAAGGAAGAUUGGAAAAUAUGUUGCACAGUAUAGCUGCUGGUAUUGAAAGCAAUCCAUCUGUAAAUCUGUCUGAUCUAUUUGACUUUAUUUAUGACAUUGUUGUGGAUGGCUUACAGAAUGAGAUUGGUUGGCAUGAGAAUAAGUUGACAAAAUUGGAAGAUAAGAAUAGCCGUACUAACGCAAAUUCAGGCCGUGUAGUUGCUAGUGGCUUAUUAUGCUCACAUCUGAUAACAGUGUUUGGUAUCAGAACAUUACAUAGAUGUAUGAAGGGUUUGAAACAGGGUGUGAAAGAUGAAAAUACCUUAACCUUAUUAGAUCGUUUUGUCAAGCUAUUAAGUGAUGGUUUGUACUCUAAGCACGAGGAGAUAUUGUCUGCUUCUCUUGAAUGCCUUACUGUAAUGGUAAAAUUUCCUUUACCAUCUCUUCAAGUACACGCUGAGAGAAUAAAGUCUGCUGUAUUGGAUAUUGCCCAAAGUUCAGUGAACUCUAUCAGUCCAUUAACGCAGUCAUGUUUGACAUUGCUGACUAUGCUCUUGACAAACACUGAAAUUUCUCUCACCCCGGACCACAUACAUAUACUAAUUCAGCUUCCAAUAUUUCUGGAGCUUGAAAGAAAUCCAUCAUCGGUAGCCCUUAAACUUUUAAAGGGUAUUGUCAACCGCAAGAUGGCUGUACCUGAGAUAUAUGAUAUUGUUACUAGGGUUGCUGAAUUGACGGUCACAAGUCAAAUGGAAUCUAUUCGCAAGAAAUGCAGUGAAAUCUUGUUGCAAUUUUUGCUUGAUUAUCGACUUUCACAAAAGCGCAGGCAACAACAUCUUGACUUCCUGCUCUCGAAUUUGAGGUAUGAACAUUCAACUGGACGGGAAUCUGUUCUUGAAAUGAUUCAUGUUAUUAUAGUCAAAUUUCCAAGAGAUGUUUUGGACGAGCAAUCACAGACAUUUUUUCUCCAUUUGGUGGCUUGCUUGGCAAAUGAUAAUGAUAAUAUUGUUCGUUCUAUGAGUGGGGCUGCUAUAAAGAAGCUCAUUGGUUCUGUUAGUUCCAAUGCACUCAAACCUAUUCUUAAAUAUGCUCUUUCUUGGUAUUCGGGUGACAAGCAGCAACUCUGGGGUGCUGCCGCACAGGUUUUGGGGUUGCUGAUUGAGGUAGACAAGAAUGAAUUUAUUAAACACAUAAAAUGUAUUUUGCCGGAGACAUGUCGCAUCUUGCAGUCUGCUAUACAAGCAGUCACAAACAGGCAAGAGAGCUUUGAGUCCGAAUCCAUCCUUCCACUUUGGAAGGAGGCGUACUAUUCUUUAUUUAUGCUAGAGAAGAUGAUUCAUCAAUUCCACGACUUAUGCUUUGCAAAGGAACUAGAGGAUAUAUGGGAAGCAAUAUGUGAGAUGUUGUUGCACCCACACUCGUGCUUACGCAACAAAUCAGGUUGUCUCAUAGCUCUAUACUUUGCACGUGUAACAGAUAACAACAGAGAGAAUCAUCAAAGAUCCUUAAGUAGUUAUUUUAUGACGAGUCCUAGUAGAUUAUAUUUAAUAGCAACUUCUCUUUGCUGCCAAUUGAAAAUGCCACUCAUAGAUGAUGCUGACAGCAACCUGAUGACCCAGAAUAUUGUCUUUGCUAUUUGUGCUUUAAUGAGGCAAACUUCCAGCAUAGAUCCAUCUGCAUUCUGGUCUACUCUUGAGCAAAAUGAGAAGAAUCGGUUUCUCAAAGCUUUUGACUUGAUUAAUGCAAGAAAAGAAAGAAUCAUGUUCAUGUCUUCAUCACUUACCUCCUCCGUAUGUGAAGACAAUAGUCAAGUUAAUGUAAAGAACACCCAACAUAUACUUGUAUCGUUAUUGCUCAAGAAAAUGGGCAAAAUUGCUCUUCAAACAAAUGCUAUUCAGAUGGAAAUAGUCUUCAACAGUUUUGGGAAACUUAUGGCACAGAUAGAGAUGAGUAUGGACUAUGCACAUGUGGUCCUGAUACCUCUAUAUAAAGUUUCUGAAGGAUUUGCUGGAAAAGUAGUAGCUGAUAAUCUAAAAGAGUUGGCACAAGACACCUGUGGGAAAAUAGAGAAUAUUAUAGGUACUCAAAACUUUGUGCAAGUUUAUAACCUUAUCAGGAAGAACCUGAGUUUGAAAAGAAAUAAGAGGAAACAAGAAGAAAAGCUCAUGGCUGUUAUCAACCCGAUGCGAAAUGCCAAAAGAAAAUUGAAAAUUUCUGCCAAGCAUCGUGCUAACAAAAAGAGAAAGGUUAUGACUUUGAAGAUGACAAGAGAUGGAAUCAUUGAUUGAGGGAGUGGUGUUAGUAGAAGGUAUAUGCCAUCUUGUGUCAGGGUUUUAGUGCAACCAACCAAGGAUUUACCAUCUUAUAUUAUUUGAAGAAAAACAAGUGGGUUUGGAGUUUUUGACUGAUUUAAUCUUUGUUUAGACUAAAUUAUUUAGUUUUUAAAAUAGUAAAAUAGGAUAAUUUGUUAAUUGUUAAUAUUUUUUGGAGGCACAAAACUCACUUGUAAAUAAUACUUAAAUAGUAUCAAUGAUAA